GGUUUAUUAGACCUUUUGGCCACAGUUAUUUAUGCACUGAAUAAUAUCCUCUCUUAGCUCCUCAGGUAACCUAAUCAGGCCGCUUUUUUGCUUCUUCUUUCAGCUCUAGCUUCCGCGGUCAUCUCUCCAUUGCAUAGCUUUGCGCUGCGCUUUUUCAAGAAACAACUUACUGUUGAAGAUGGGUCGUGUUCGCACCAAGACUGUGAAGAAGUCCUCUCGCCAGGUCAUUGAGAGGUACUACUCUAAAAUGACCUUGGACUUCCACACCAACAAGAAAAUCUUGGAAGAGGUUGCUAUCAUCCCCUCAAAGCGGCUUCGUAAUAAGAUUGCUGGAUUUUCCACCCACCUUAUGAAGCGUAUUCAAAAGGGUUCUGUUCGUGGUAUCUCUUUGAAACUUCAAGAGGAAGAGCGUGAGCGUCGCAUGGACUUUGUGCCGGAAGAGUCUGCCAUUAAGAUUGAUGAGAUUAAGGUUGAUAAGGAGACAAUUGACAUGCUUGCUGCUCUUGGUAUGUCUGAUAUUCCGGGGCUUGUUGAAUUUGAGCCUCAGCCAUUGGUUCCUCCUCAAGUCUUUGGUAGGGGUCCAGCUGGUGCACCUAGGAGGUUCUGAGUGAUUGCAACAAAGAAGGAAACAAGGCAAGUAUGGUCGAAUUGCUCUCCCUCUUCCCUUGGUCAAAUUGGAUAGCCUUGGUACACCUGAUUUUGCUUCAUUUAGAGAGAAUUUGAGCCAAGCCUUGACGCAUAUAAAACCUAUGAAUUAGUCCAAGCCCUUUGGUGGUCCGAAAGCUCGAAUUUUAAGGCCCUUUGGCAUAGGGCAUUUGGGCUCUGGAUCUUGUAAUAGUUUAAGGUAGUUAAUUUUAUUUCCAUUAACUUCUAAAGGGUUGUAAAUUUUUUUUUUUUUUUUGCCCUCUCUAGUCUUUUAGUUGUAUGAUGAGUGUAAUAGUUAGGUUUUCCUCUCCUCCCUUUUCUUGGAAUGAUUAACUUGUUUUUCUCACCUAAAGAUGAUGGAAAUCAGACUUAAUCAGCUAGUUAAAA
Molecule: messenger RNA, 1032 nt
Organism: Manihot esculenta (cassava)
Lineage: Eukaryota; Viridiplantae; Streptophyta; Magnoliopsida; Malpighiales; Euphorbiaceae
Product: 40S ribosomal protein S17-3
Exons: 3
Coding region: 179-607 (142 amino acids)
Biological process (GO): translation
Cellular component (GO): ribosome
Molecular function (GO): structural constituent of ribosome
Source: RefSeq, a predicted model, not a curated record